GAACAUUAUAUAUAGAAUUACAUGAAUAUAUAAGCUAGGAGAGUCAUCCAGGCUUUUUAGAUCUGCCAUUUCUACCUUGUUCCUUGAGCAAGGAAAGAUUCUUCAUACUUCAUAGGGAAGAAAGAGGCGCGAUUAAGUAACGGGUCGGGCGGCAUUUUGUGCCAAAAUGUCCGAUGGAAGUUGUACAUGAUUGAUCAUCAAGCAUUCCGAUCUGUAUCCGGGUGCUCGGGCCAGCGACGUGAUCGGAUCAGUACAAAAACUCCGUGUGCUCAUGUCUCUGUGUGUGCAUCCCUCACUCUCUCACAAGCAUUAAGCUAGCAUUUGACGAGAGUGAGAGUAGGGAGAAGAAGAGGCUGAUCAAGAGACAAGAGGCUAAGUCGUAUUGCCUCGCAGUAAACAACCAACCCGUGAAUUCACGCUGAUUUUUCGGAUUACGUGCUUGUUUCCUCCCAGUUCUGUCUCUUAUAAAGGAGGCAGUUCUGGGUUUCGAUCAGAUUUUAGUAUGAAAUGCCCGGUGAAUUUUUAUCCGAAAAAUGCACUACUGAUUUAUUAUUUCUUUAUUUACGAGACAACCGACUUGCGAUUUGACUGCUCUGUUUCCCACUGAUUGCCCGCUUUUCUUCAACUUUAACUUAUUCGAACAUUACUUCUCCUUCUCACCAUCUUUUUGGGCUAUACGCUAGCAAUUUCCAGUUGCCACUGAAGUUAUAGUCUCUGUUUAUAGAUACUCAUUUCAAAUUUAAGUCUCUGAUGAGUCUGAUGCGAUGAGAAUUAAGGUUCUACCUUUAUGCCAUCCACUUCUUGUUGCUGUUCUGAGCGAGCAGUCAGUUUGCUGACUAUGAAUUUGUUUAUUUAACUUGCUUCCAGCGACUUCUUUGCACUUGAAAUAUCUUAAGAAUUGAACUCGUUCUUACGAAGGUCAUUUAGAUUCACAUGGUAUGUUUGUUUUCAUAGGUUUUCAAACGCAGAACUGGAGGCAGAGUUCUUCCGAUGAAAUUUCCUCCUCAAUUUCUUUGAUGUCAGAAAAUAACUUCAGUGUCGGAUUCUUGGUGUUUUAUUAGAUUACUAGGGUCUACCUUGUUACUUGGUGUGACCUUCUGGUUCAGAAAAUGCCCAGGCCCCUCCAUCGAGGCGCAUCUCGGAUCCCUGACAGCAGUCAUGAUUUGUCGGACUCUCAAUCCAAAAAUAAAACAGAAAAAGAAGACAUGGAUAGAAGGGGUUCUUCAGAUCACAGCCCUUUGGGUUUGAAAUUUCCUCUGCGGUUGCUUUUUACGGAUAAUUCUCACUCUAAACAUGGCAUCACUGAGAAUGGUUUUACAUCUGAUCCCUUCCUUGUCAGCACUCCCCGAAAUCGGCAUAGAUUGGCAGUGCUUUUAUUGAAAAUAAGUCUAGUUUUUAUAGUUAUACUUGCUCUUACUGGAUCUUUCUGGUGGACAAUUUCAAUUUCUACCUCAUCAAGAGUGAACAUUUACCAUGGUUAUAGAAGACUCCAAGAGAAGCUUGUAUCUGACCUGUUGGAUAUCGGAGAGUUUUCUAGUGGUCCCUCAAAGAUGAAAGAAUUAGAAUUCUGUUCUCAGGAGUUUGAGAACUAUGUUCCUUGCUAUAAUGCUUCUGAGAAUCAAGCUCUGGGUUAUUCUGACAGCAAUGAUUUUGACCGGCAAUGUGGCCGUGAGCUCAGACAAAGUUGUUUAGUUCUCCCACCUGCAAAUUACAAACUUCCACUUAGGUGGCCUACUGGAAGAGAUGUUAUCUGGAUUGCCAAUGUUAAGAUCACUGCACAGGAGGUUCUUUCUUCAGGGAGCUUAACCAAGAGGAUGAUGAUGCUGGAUGAAGAGCAAAUUUCCUUUCGUUCAGCCUCUCUUAUGUUUGAUGGUGUUGAAGACUACUCACAUCAAAUUGCAGAAAUGAUUGGACUUAGAAAUGAAUCUAACUUCAUACAAGCUGGGGUCAGAACCAUACUGGACAUAGGUUGUGGAUAUGGUAGUUUUGGAGCACACCUCUAUCAAAGUCAGCUCCUUACCAUGUGCGUUGCAAACUAUGAACCAUCAGGUAGCCAAGUUCAGCUUACACUUGAGAGAGGUCUUCCUGCUAUGAUUGCUUCAUUCACUUCAAAACAGUUGCCAUAUCCAUCCCUUUCCUUCGAUAUGUUGCAUUGUGCAAGAUGUGGUAUUGAUUGGGACCACAAAGAUGGCAUUCUUUUGAUUGAAGCUGAUAGACUUUUAAAACCGGCUGGCUACUUUGUCUGGACAUCACCACUCACAAAUGCUCGUAACAAAGAGAAUCAGAAACGCUGGAGGUUUAUCCAUGAUUUUACUGAAAAUCUUUGCUGGGAAAUGUUGUCACAGCAAGAUGAAACAGUUGUUUGGAAGAAAACUAGCAAACGAGAUUGCUAUAAUUCAAGAAAGCCUGGUUCUGGGCCCUCACUGUGUAUGAAAAGUCAUGAUGUGGAGUCCCCAUAUUAUCGGGAACUGCAAAGCUGCAUAGGAGGAACUCACAGCAGCCGAUGGAUUUCUAUUGAAGAGAGGGGGAUCUGGCCUUCUCGGGCUAACUUGAACAAGAAGGAGCUUGCUAUCCAUGGGUUGCAAUCUGAAGAAUUUUUUGACGACUCUGAAAUCUGGAGAGCUGCGGUGAGGAAUUAUUGGUCGCUUCUGUCACCUCUAAUAUUCUCUGAUCAUCCGAAGAGGCCUGGCGAUGAGGAUCCCCCACCUCCUUACAAUAUGCUCAGAAAUGUGCUUGACAUGAAUGCUCAUUUGGGUGGUUUCAAUUCUGCAUUGCUGCAAGCUAGAAAGUCUGUGUGGGUAAUGAAUGUUGUUCCAAGCGGUGGACCCAAUUACCUUCCAUUGAUCCAGGACAGGGGGUUUGUUGGUGUUUUGCAUGAUUGGUGUGAGGCCUUUCCAACGUACCCUAGAACCUAUGACUUGGUGCAUGUAGCAGGUCUUCUUUCACAAAGAACUGCUCAGCAGCAUAGAUGCACGAUGCUUGACUUGUUCAUUGAGAUUGAUAGAUUACUUCGUCCAGAGGGUUGGAUUAUUAUCCGUGACGCAGUUCCGUUAAUAGAAACAGCAAGAACUCUAACAGCACGGCUGAAGUGGGAUGCUCGAGUCAUGGAAAUUGAAAGUGACAGCGAUCAGAGACUCCUGAUCUGUCAGAAACCGUUCUUUAAAAGACAGGCUAACUAAGCAAUUGAAGACCUGAAGUUUUAGGAUUGAGACCAUACUAUUCAUUUUCAUUAUCGAGAUGUUCAUUUACUCACAGCUCCAUAGAAAGUGGGGAUUGAAUAUUUUUUUAAGCCGGGAAAACCAUAGAGGAAACAGUGGAUCCUGAUGAAUGAUACAAAUCCUGUGCAGUCCUAAGGUUUGCAUGGGGCCCUGUAAUUAAUUACCAAACGAGGUGCAGAGCAGACGAGGGAGUAUACUGGUAGAUUUGAUUUUGCUUUCGAUGUAAUAUUAUUACAGUUACACAGCCUCAUGAUUAAGAUUGUGAAGGUGAUGAUAGAAUAAGUUAUUGCUGUUCGCCGCGGUGUAUAAAAUGCUCAGCGGUUAAUUCAUCCUUACAGAUA
Messenger RNA from Prosopis cineraria, 3559 nucleotides. RefSeq names its product probable pectin methyltransferase QUA2. Gene Ontology annotation, cellular component: cytoplasm. Lineage: Eukaryota; Viridiplantae; Streptophyta; Magnoliopsida; Fabales; Fabaceae. The transcript is spliced from 10 exons. The record is from RefSeq and is a predicted model, not a curated record. Gene Ontology annotation, molecular function: methyltransferase activity. Bases 1110 to 3179 code for a protein of 689 amino acids.